AUGUCAGGCCAAUCCAGCGUGGGCACCAACAGUCUCUACGAAGCAGGCGACCAGCGCAACCAGCCCCAGUCCGUCCUUAACGAGCAGGAUCGCUACAACGAGGGGCAGAAAAAUAGCCAUAAGAACUUGGAUUCGAAGGACAACCGCUCCAUCGCCAACAAGCUCGCUGCCCGUGAGAAGCAGCCUGACCCCAGCCAUCACCACAACAAUGAUGUUGAUCCCGAGGCGGAGGUUAGCAAGAAGGACUCUACUAAGCCGGCCAAGCUGCAUGGCAACGAGCCAUCAAAGGGAGCAAAGAUUGAUCAGGAGCUCCAGGAAGAAGACGAGCAGCGAUUGAGGGAGAAGGGUAUCAAGAAAUAA
Molecule: messenger RNA, 360 nt
Organism: Aspergillus oryzae RIB40
Lineage: Eukaryota; Fungi; Ascomycota; Eurotiomycetes; Eurotiales; Aspergillaceae
Exons: 3
Coding region: 1-360 (119 amino acids)
Source: RefSeq, a predicted model, not a curated record